AAUCAUAACUAUGUCCAUGCUUUUUGAAAUGUGGUGUGAUUGUUGUUUUGAGUAAAAUAUUUCUAGUGUCAGCUUAAUCUUUAUAUUUAUAGUUUUAAACUGUCUAUUCAUUGGAUAGUAUCUUAUUAAAAUGGCUGGUCUAGAAUUAUUGUCUGACCAAGGUAUUCGAAUGGACGGUCGGCGCCCAAAUGAAUUACGAAAAAUUGAAUGUAAAUUAGGUGUUUCAGAAGGUGCUGACGGAUCAGCUUAUUUUCAACAAGGAAACACUACAGUUUUAGCCACUGUCUAUGGUCCCCAUGAAAUAAGUGGAAGAAAAUCUAAAGCUUUAGCAGAUAGAGCACUGGUUAAUUGCAAUUAUAAAACUGCUCCAUUUAGUACAAAUACCAGAACUAAAUCCUCUGUAUAUGACAGAAGAGCUCAAGAAAUGUCCAAUAUUUUGAAGUCUGCAUUUGAAUCUACAAUUCUUACCAGUUUGUAUUCAGGAUCACAGAUUGAUCUAUUUUUCUUGGUUCUUCAUGCUGAUGGUGGUAACUGCAGUGCAUGUAUAAAUGCUGGCACCUUGGCUCUUAUAAAUGCAGGAAUUCCUCUCAAAGAUUACUUGUGUGCCUGUUCAGCAGGGUUUGUAAAUGAAACUCCUCUCAUGGACAUUAAUCACUUUGAAGGUUUUCUGGGAGGCACAGAACUUAAUUUGGCUAUUUUGAAAAAGUCAGAACUUAUUGCAUGUGAUGAGAUGACAGAACGAUUACACACAGACCAUAUAGGCAAAAUUCGAAAAAUUGCUAUUCAGGGCUGUAAAGAUAUUUAUGCUAUUUUAGAUGCAGCUGUAAGGAAACAUGCUGCUGAGAUUUCAUAACUUACAUAGAUUUGUCAUUUUCACUAAGUGAUGUGUUAAGCUUUCAUAAUGUAUAUUUUUAAAAAAUAAAUCUCCAUAAUUUUCUAA
Argiope bruennichi is the source of this 940-nucleotide messenger RNA. Its product is annotated as exosome complex component RRP41-like. Gene Ontology annotation, cellular component: cytoplasmic exosome (RNase complex); nucleolus; nuclear exosome (RNase complex). Gene Ontology annotation, biological process: nuclear mRNA surveillance; poly(A)-dependent snoRNA 3'-end processing; U4 snRNA 3'-end processing. Bases 131 to 853 code for a protein of 240 amino acids. The record is from RefSeq and is a predicted model, not a curated record. The transcript is spliced from 3 exons. Lineage: Eukaryota; Metazoa; Arthropoda; Arachnida; Araneae; Araneidae.